Molecule: messenger RNA, 5214 nt
Organism: Girardinichthys multiradiatus
Lineage: Eukaryota; Metazoa; Chordata; Actinopteri; Cyprinodontiformes; Goodeidae
Gene: arhgef3
Product: Rho guanine nucleotide exchange factor (GEF) 3
Exons: 12
Coding region: 1390-3480 (696 amino acids)
Biological process (GO): positive regulation of Rho protein signal transduction; intracellular signal transduction
Molecular function (GO): guanyl-nucleotide exchange factor activity
Source: RefSeq, a predicted model, not a curated record
AGAUAAGAUUAGACUUUAUUUAUCCCACAAUGGAGAAAUAAAUUUAUGUAUUUAUUUUAUAAAAAAUAAAUAACCUUUUUUCUGAUUUCUGCAGUGACGCUGAGUUAAUGUUGUGUAACAUCUGGAAAACAACAUUGGAGUCGGGACACAACACUGAACAAACAGCAGACUUCCUGCUAUUGUCUCUCCGAUCCCAACAUCCUUCUUCUUCUGCCUUCCAGUUUUCGUCUUCUUCUCCUCUGUUCUGCUGUCCCCUGCUGUAUGUGAUUAUUUUUUUCCCUCUUCUUGUCGCCAUGGCAGCAGACAGGAAGUGUUUGGUUCCUUGUUCAUGUUGUUGUGCCUGACUGUAAAUCACGGAAGUCAAAGUCACAGCAAAGACUCAAGCAUGAAGAGAGUUAAUGCCAUGAGGUUUAGAUGUGAGUCAGCAGAGAUCAUUGCCUUAUCCACGUAAUAAAAGGGUGUUAGCCAACAGGACAAAGAUGAGUCCUUUUCAGAAGUAUUACUGUAAGUUUUUGGUUAAAAAGUGUUUGCCCUAAAUUGUUUCCAGACAAUGAAGGAAAAUCCCAGAAACUCUCCACGUCCAAACAAACAAAGAUACUUCAGCACUUGAAGAUUGUCAGAUAUAACAGAAAGAAAAUUUUGUUUCCUCUGAUUCACAAAACAUCUGAAUCGAUCCAUCCACCCAUUCGUUGCCUUCUGCUGAUCCAACAUCGGGUCGUGGGGAUAACAGGACCAGGAGGCAUCUCUUACCUUGGCGACACUCUCCAUCUCCUUCUGGGGAUCCCGUAAUGAUAAUGAAUGUUUCAAACACAAUAAUAAUAAUGAUGAUAUGCUGCAUUUUGCAGAGUGAAAGCAGAGCAGUGAAAUGAAGCAGCAGAGAGCUCUGAGUUCAUAACUAAAUUUUGCCUUUAUGUGCUGUUUAAAAACCUUCAGCCAGUCACUACUUCCCAAUGUUUUUCCAUUUAAGGACACAGACGUUCCUGUAACUGUCACGAUUCUCCUGUGCUUUGAGUUUUGCGUAUAUCUCUCUGCACUUUCCUGUUCAGUUGCUGUUAUUCUAGUUGUUCUUAUUAGAUUAGGUUCAUGGUCCAUUCUGGUGAUAUUUCUGUUACUCCUCUGUGUUAACUAGCCUCCCUCCUUCAGCUGCUCCACAUUUCUCCUGAUUAGCUCUACUAGUUAAUUGGUCCUUUCUCCACCCUGCCUCUGUAUUUAAGCUCUCAGGUUUUCAUUGCUUGCAAGUGUUUCCUGAUGUUGGUCUUACCCAGCCUGUUCCUGCCCGAUGCGUCUUUGUACGUCAUCCGUUCUGUUCUGAUUAAAUACUUUAACUCACCAUGAGGCUCAGACCCUCUUGUUUAAACUUUGGUCCUGUACAACCUCAACUCUGUUAUAAUGUGGGUUUCUGUUGGACCAAUAUGCGGGGAAGAACUCUUGAAGCUCGAAGUUUGCAGCUUUAGUCCGAAGAAACCCUCUAGAAAGCCACCUGAUUUAAACAACUGCCAGAAGAAGAAGAGAAAACAGGCCAGCAGAGAUGCAGACGCCCUCAGUCUCUGCAGUCUGACCAUCAAUGAGCCAGGCACCAAGCGUGGUAAACCCGUACCCAGGGUGACUUCUCUGGCUAGUCUGCUGCCUCCUGUCAAGGCUACGUCACUGAAGAGGAUUAGUCAGACUCUGCAGUCUCUGUCUCUGCAGCGCUCCAUCAGUUUCCGUAAUGAGAAUCGAGCAGAAAGAGCUGCUCCACCUUUCCCCCACCCUGGUCCUCCUCCUCCUUCUUCUUCCUCAUCCGUAAUGACGACACAAGUUAUUUCAGCAACCGUCUCCAACCCUUCAUCCUGCAUGAACGCGUCACGGGUUCCCACAGCAACAGCCCAUGCCUCAAAGCGUCGUGACAGCAAACUGUGGAGCGAGACGUUCGACAUCCGAGUAGGAGCAACUCAGACUCUGAGUCCAAAGGAGAUAAAAAGACAGGAGGCUAUUUUUGAGUUGGCUCAAGGAGAACAAGACUUGGUGGAGGAUCUUAAGUUGGCCAAAAAGGCAUACCAUGACCCGAUGCUGAAGCUGUCCAUCGUGACUGAACAAGAACUGAACCAGAUCUUUGGUACUCUGGAUUCACUGAUACCUCUGCACGAAGACCUGCUUAGUCGGCUAAAAGAUGCCAGAAAACCUGAUGGAUCAACAGAAAACAUAGGACACAUCCUGACUGGCUGGCUGCCUUGUCUCUCCUCCUACACGUCGUACUGCAGUAACCAGGUGCAAGCCAAGGCCCUGCUGGAUCAGAAGAAGCAAGAUCGAAGGGUCCAAGACUUUCUGCAACGCUGCCUGCAGUCCCCUUUCAGCAGGAAGUUGGACCUGUGGAACUUCCUGGAUAUCCCUCGCAGCCGGCUGGUGAAAUACCCGCUGCUGCUCAGAGAGAUCCUGAAGCACACCCCCAACAACCACCCAGAUCGGCAGCACUUGGAGGAAGCGAUGCUGAUGGUCCAGAACGUGGUGGCAGAUAUCAACAGGGAGACCGGAGAGUCUGAGUGUCAGUACUACAAGGACCGUCUGUUGUAUUCAGAGGAUGGACAGAGAGACGAACUCAUCGACCGGUCCAAGACCCUCAACUGCCACGGAGAGCUCAAGAACAACAGAGGACUCAAACUCCACAUAUUUCUGUUCCAGGAUAUUUUGGUCAUCACCAGGUCGGUCUUGCUGAACAACCAGCCGGUUAGCUACUUGCUCUGCCGCCAGCCAAUCCCCAUUCGCCAGCUGGACCUGGAGGACAUAUCAGAUGGAGAGAUGAGAGUGGGUGGAUCCAUCAGAGGGGCCUUCAGCAACAACGAGCGAACCAAAAACUUCUUUCGGGUGUCAUACCGCACGGGAAGCCAGCUGCAGACGCACUGCUUCCAGGCCAGCGACGCCUUCAACAAGCAGCAGUGGCUCAACUGUAUCCGACAAGCCAAAGAGGCAGCAGCAGCACUGAGAGGACAGCCUGUGGAUCCAGAGCCUGGAGGACUGAUGGAGCCGUCUUAUGAGACAAGUCAAAGUCCUGAGAGUGGAUGUUCAGGGAGCAAAAGUGAAAAGAAAAUCUUGGGAAAGAUGGAGGUAGAACUGGGUCUGGAAGAAGAGGCUGUUCUAAGUGGAGGAGAAGAUCUUGGUGUAUUAAAGGAGAGCAUGAUGAUAGAUAGGCAAGUAACAAGUAAGGAGGUGGAGGUCGAUUUAACUCUGGAUGAUCGGAAGUGUUUGCAAUUAGGAGGAUCAGCAACGAGUGGUGAGACUGAGAUGAAGCAGGAACCAAAAUCACCUGCAGACUUGAAGAUGGAUGAAGAAGAAGAGACUCGCAGCUCAGGUGAUGAAGAUGUUCCUGCUUCUGGUGCUUUAUUUAAUUCUCUGAAUCCAGAAGACGAAGAGUUAAUGAAAGAGGAGGAACACAGACGGUCUAAGGAGGAAGAAGAGGUCAGCAUGGACACAGGAGAGAGUGAGGAGAUGACCUACAGAUGCUGACAGAAAGUAAACACAGAACUGAAUCAUUCAAACUGAGUGAAGAAUAUGGAGAAUCAGUUGAAAUUUGUGAGGACACACUGACCUAAAUGUUCCAGCUAAUGUUGUCUAAGGGUAAAUAUUCUACAGAUCCCCGUCCUUCGGAGAAGUAGCAUUAGUAUCUAAGGUGAACUGCACAUCAGGAGAUGAAGAUUGUUGCCCAUUCUUUAUUGUGUUUAUUGUGAAAUACCUCAAACAAUGUCCGGUUAUAAGGAGAGUGUCUAUGAACAUUAGUUUUCAAGCCUUGCCAUUGUUUCUCAUUCAGAUUUAGGUCUGGACUUUGACUAGGCCAUUUUAACACAUGAACAUGCUUUGCCCUACAGCUCUGGCUGUAUGUUUAGGGUUAUUGUCCCUCUGGAAGGUGAACCUUCACCCCAGUCUCAAGUCUUCAGCAGCCUCUAACAGGUUUUGUGACAGGAUUGCUCUGUAUUUAGCUCCAUCUAUCUUCCCAUCGACUCUGACCUGCUUCACCGUCUCUGCUAAAGAACAGCCUCCCCGCAGCAUGAUGCUGCCACAGCUAAGUUUCAAAGUGGGGGGGGGGGGGUUAGUGUACAGUGUUAGUUUUCUGCCAUACAUAGAGUUUUUCGGGUAGGCCUAAAGGUUUGAUUUUGGUCUCCUCACACACUCCUCUCCACAGCACCUUCUUCUACAUGGCUUGUGGCAAACUGCAAACAGGAUUUCUUAUGGCCUUCUUCUGCCACUGCUUCAUCAACGGUAGAUUUGUGGAGUGCAUGACUACUAGCUGUCCUGUCAUCAGAUUCUCCCACAUGAGCUGCAGAUGUCUGCAGCUCUUCUUGAGUUCCCACGACCCUCUUAGGGGCUUCUGAUCAGUGCUUUCCACUUCUCAGUUUUGGUGAAUGAUCGACCAUGUUUCGGUGGGUUUGGAGGUGGACCCUGUUUACUAAUUAGCUGAAUUCUGAAGGCCAGUAGUUACAGGGGAUUUUAUUUAGAUGUAUCAGAGUAAAGCGGUCUGAAUAAGACUUAUCAGACUUUCAUUUAUAAAGAAGUUUGAAAACCAUGUAUCAUUUUCCUUCUUCACAGUCAUGCUCUACUUUGUGUUGGUCUAUCUCAUUAAAUUCCAGUUAGUACAUUAAACUGGGAUGCCCUAUGGUGUACAGGAAGGGCGGGAGCCUUAUAUUGGGAGGCUGUUAGUCCUCAAUUCCCUGGCCUUGAGACCUUCAAACGCAUGUCUUUACCCUUUUCGCUCAUUUUCUGUCUGAUUACUGCCAUUAAAAGUCACAGGCACCUCUUUGAAAAACUCUGCCUGGUCAGCUGGUUCAUCCAAUGUUUGAGGACAAGGAUGGGAUGAUUGUUCUCUAUUGGUGCAUAUGAAUAAGCCACUAACUGACGUAAUACAAAAAGGUAUUAUCAUGUCAUUCACUAAAAGAAGAAAAAAUGUUGCUGUAAAUCAGACAUUUUGGUAAGCCGACAAAAUAAUCCUGAAGGACACUUCCAAAAACAUGUUGGCCUAUUUAUGCAUCCAGGGGAAAGGAGACCAACAGGAAAGUAAAUGUUAAAAAGUCAAUUAUUUUUAAAUCAGUUAUUCUUGUCACAUAUGAUCAGGAUAUGAUAUUACCUGAAGGUUUUGCUGCAUGCAUAUGUUUUUCAGAUUAUUGACAGUGGUAUAGCCUAAUUGAAACAACCAAGAACAAGCAAGUUUGGGGGUUUAAAUGCUGUUUUAUAAACAUUUUGAUUGAU